GAUCUGCUUUCUGUCUUCAUGAAUUUGCCUGUUCCGGACGUUUCCUCGGUGGUCUUCGGCCUGCCUGGCACGCGGGCCACCGAGGCCUGUUUGCAGGCCUGCCCUGCGGCCUGCACCUGCAGCAGCGUGGAGCGCGGCUGCUCGGUGCGCUGCGACCGCGCGGGCCUCCAGCGGGUGCCCACCGAGUUCCCGUGCGAGGCGGCCUCCAUCGACCUGGACCGGAACGGCCUGCGCAUCCUGGGCGAGCGGGCCUUCGGCACGCUGCCGUCCUUGCGCCGCCUGUCGCUGCGCCACAACAACCUGUCCUUCAUCACGCCUGGCGCCUUCAAGGGUGUGGCCUCCAGCUCCCUGCGGGGCCUGGGGCGCCUGCGCUCGCUCAGCCUGCAGGCCAACCGCGUGCGCGCGGUGCAUGCCGGGGCCUUUAGCGACUGCGGUGCCCUGGAGCAUCUGCUGCUCAACGACAACCUGCUGGCCGCGCUGCCUGCCGCUGCCUUCCUAGGCCUCCGCCGCCUGCGCACACUCAAUCUGGGGGGCAACGAGCUGGGGCGUGUGGCACGUGCCUGGUUCUCCGACCUGGCCGAGCUCGAGCUGCUUUACCUGGACCGCAACAGCAUCACUUUUGUGGAGGAAGGCGCCUUCCAGAACUUAUCGGGCCUCCUGGCCCUGCAUCUCAACGGCAACCGCCUCACCAUGCUCUCCUGGGCCGCUUUCCAGCCUGGCUUCUUCCUGGGCCGCCUCUUCCUCUUCCGCAACCCCUGGCAUUGUGACUGCCAUCUGGAGUGGCUGCGCGAUUGGAUGGAGGGCUCCGGGCGUGUGGCUGAUGUGGCAUGUGCCUCCCCAGGUUCCGUGGCCGGCCUGGACCUCAGCCAGGUGGUCUUUGAGCGCUCCUCGGACGGCUUGUGCGUAGACCCUGAGGAGCUGAACUUGACCACAUCUAGUCCAGGGCCCAGUCCGGAGCUGGUGGCCACCACCGUGAGCAGGUUCAGCAGCCUCCUCUCCAAGCUGCUGGCCCCGAGGGUCCCCGUGGAGGAAGUAGCCAACACCACCUGGGAGCUGGUCAACAUCUCGCUGUAUGACAGCCUUCCCUCUCGUGGAGUGGUGGUCUUGGGUUGCAAGGCCACGUUUCUCUUUGUCCCUUGCCUCUUGCUCACCCUGGCACAGUAUGGAGUGUUCAGUCUCCAGAGGGACUGACUCUGUCACAGUGAAGUGACCCAGACCACUUGGGCCCAAAAGGGAAGGUUUGCUUGGCUGUGAUUGAGAGGAGAGGGAACAGGAUUAGGGGUGGUGAUAAACGUUCUUGCUGAGGGUGGAAGAAACACUAUCUCCAAAGAUAGCCCUAGGCAGAGGAGCACUCUGGGAAAUGCCACUGAAGUGGGUAUGAAUUCCUGCUCUUCUCACAGGGGCAUCCAUUGAAAAAGAGAAGAAUGAACAAGGGCUCUUGGGUAGGUAGGUGAGGAAUGGAAGUUCCUGGGACUCCUGCCCUCCACCUCCAGGCAACAAUGUCCACAGGGCCUACAUUAAGCGGGACUCGAUUGGCUAAGUACCAGAACCAUCUUAGUACUUAGUACAUGUACAUGCCAUCUCUCUUGUCUCAGUAGUCCACUAAACCCAGUCCGUCUUUUCUAUCAUGAUCCUCCUUUCUCCUCCUAUGCCCAGGAGCUUGGGGACAACAAGGUUCAGGAAGGUAGACAGGACAUUAGAGAAGGGGCAUGGGAAAGGAGAGACUGAGAUCCAUGGCAGGUGGUGGUUGCUGAGGUCUGAGGUGUGUGUUAAGUGGAAUUUAAAACAAAGAUUCAUUUCUCUUAGGCCACAGUUUAUCCCUUAGUAUAGGCAGUGCCAGGUGUUUGUGGACCACACUUAUAAAAUGCUAAAAGGUAAACCAGUUUCUCUAAUGUAAGACUUUUCAGAGUCUUCCAAUGCCAUUGUAAGCUUCCAAUGUACUGUGAACUCUCGAGGAAGCACAAAAUCUUCUUUUAGCAUUUCUUGUUGUGGGAAGAGUGUCCCUUCCCACAAAUGCUUUGUUAGCAGGGUAGAGCAUCUCCAGCUGGGAUGCGUCCAUUAGGUAUGAAAUUCUUACGAGCUGCUCGCAUGGAGACUGACUAAUGGUCCAGAGGGAAGGGGGACCUCAGAUUUCUCAGGGUGCAUGCCUGAGGGCAAAGGUCAUCUACCAGCACCUACAGUAAGUGUGCAGGGGCUCUGAGUGUGGAGUGUAUGAGGGUACAGAGGCCGAGUCCCACCCAGGGCCUCUGACACACUGGCUCUUCUCAGGGUGGGGGUGAAAAAGAGCAGAGGUUGAUUGUCUUGUCAGCCUCGGAAUCGGCAGCUCUCUGGGCCCUGGCCAUGAGGGUGAGCUUUGCAGGUUGCCCUCUAAAUGUUGGCCUGUGGGCUGGGGAUUGUGGGUCAGUGGGAGAGUGCUUGCCUCAUAUGGGCGAGGACCUGGCUUCUCUACUCAUCACUGAAGAAAACAAGACACUGGUCAGUGACCUUCCAAUCUCAGUCUGGUCGGCAGUAGAACCAUUCUGAACGGAUGACAACAGGUGCGGGUUCCUGAAGGGCCAUGAGGUGAUCAGGUCAGCAAACGUGCCCACAUGUGUCUGCUACACAGACGCUCCAGCUUGUCUCCACGCGGUGAGCAGCGACCGCUGUAUCUGUGGAGGUCCUGGAAAUGUACCGUCUUCAUGUGCUGACUUCCUUCCUCUGUAGGGAGAGAGGCCAGAUUUCAAAAAACCCACACAGAUUAGGGCGUGCCAAGCUGUCAAUGGCAACAGUAUUUUUUCUUUUUU
This is a messenger RNA of Peromyscus maniculatus bairdii (prairie deer mouse), 2783 nucleotides long. Lineage: Eukaryota; Metazoa; Chordata; Mammalia; Rodentia; Cricetidae. The record is from RefSeq and is a predicted model, not a curated record.